Suillus subalutaceus is the source of this 1554-nucleotide messenger RNA. RefSeq lists its product as uncharacterized. The coding region runs from base 1 to 1554 and encodes 517 amino acids. NCBI's taxonomy places the organism in Eukaryota, Fungi, Basidiomycota, Agaricomycetes, Boletales, Suillaceae. The record is from RefSeq and is a predicted model, not a curated record. The transcript has 2 exons.
AUGGAGUUGAAGCCGUUAACCGAACUGUCCAAAGUAUUCACGGAUGGAGUAGAGCGCGGAUAUAUUCAUGUCGUCGUACAACACAUUCCAGCUGUUGAUCGACGGUUGGCUUAUCUCAAGAAGAGCGCAGGUACUCCCUCAGCUCCUCGCAGAGCCGCGGACCCUGUUCCAGUUACUCUUCUCGAGCCUAUUUUCGCCAAGUUCGUGGAUAAUUGUCAAAAUCAUCAACCAACUGUCCGUGAUAACGACCUUGUUUGGCAACUUUCGGAAAAGAUGUCCUCCUUCUAUCCCGAUGAGCUCACGCGGAUGAAUGCAUUCCGGCAAGUGCUCCGCGACUGCGGUAUGUUUGGCUCGACAAAAUGUACGACAGACGGACAUCUUUUGUCCCCCAACGGAAAGUUUGUGCAGGUGAUAGUGGAGGGGAAGAACGAGAUCGGAAGCGGCCCUCCCGAACCAUUCGCGGAAGCAAUGUUGUACUACCGCAAGUUUAUCAAAGACUCGAAGGUUGAGAUAGCGAGGCUCCGGUCUGUCAUUCCAUGCAUCCAUAUCACUGUCUUCGGGGCAUGCAUUGGCUUUGCAGGCUCUGUUUUCACAGAAAAGGUUCAGUCUGAUGUCCUAGUCCCUAUCAUUCCUCUUUUUUGGCAUUCAACAGACCUCCGUAUGCAAGUGAUGGCGGCUCGUACUUUUGGGGCUCUCAAAAUCGCCAUCGAGGAACUCACAAAACUGUACUCCCAUCCAAUUCCGUCCCUCAAACCUAAAGAUCCAUCUCUAGGAUGUCCUUAUCCUCGGAGUUAUAUCAAUUCAACUGGUCACAUUCAGGAAUUCUCGUACGAUGAUACUCAGAUCCCAAGGGAUCGACUUAUCUUCUUCGGGGAAACCGUCGGCGAUGCGGCUGGGAGCAAGAUAUGUAUCAAGUUCGUCAGGCAAUAUUCCCCUGAGGCCCACGAAUUCUGUGCCAGCAAGGGGCACGCUCCCAAACUUAUCGCCUACAAUCCUUUACCCGGCGGCUGGAAUAUGGUGAUUAUGGAUGCCCUUGAUAUCGAUAACGAUUGCUUCUCGCAACGGCCUGGCUCAUAUCGACGGCUCAGUGAGAUAGCUGUUUUGGAUCGCCAGCCGCUGAAGGAGGCCAUCACCUCUCUCAUCCGGGAGCUACACGAUUACAAUGACGGCUACGUCCAUGGCGACCUUCGGGAUGCCAAUUUCGUUGUGGGAGACAACAAACACUUCAUGCUGCUCGAUUUCGAUUGGGCUGGACCGAUCCAGAAGACCCAUUAUCCUAUGCAUGUUAAUCGGAAGGAUAUUCGACGUCCUGAUGGUGCGCGGGAUGGGGAGAAGAUUGUGGCGGAGCAUGACUUGGAUAUGCUAAAUUAUAUAUUUCAUCCUGAGCAAGAUGUUCGGGAACCGGCUGCAAAGCGCCGCCGUAUAUCUGGUGAAGAGUCGCCAAGGCCAUUUGAUUCAUUCAUAAUUCAUUGUAUCACCAUUCAUUGUAUCACCAGAAGUCCGAUUUGCCUAAUACCAGUCUGUUUUGUUUUUCAUAAAGCUAUCAUACAGUGA